Messenger RNA from Cydia splendana, 2635 nucleotides. It is a transcript of the gene mael, whose product is annotated as protein maelstrom homolog. Bases 73 to 1410 code for a protein of 445 amino acids. The transcript has 12 exons. Gene Ontology annotation, molecular function: sequence-specific DNA binding. NCBI's taxonomy places the organism in Eukaryota, Metazoa, Arthropoda, Insecta, Lepidoptera, Tortricidae. Gene Ontology annotation, cellular component: nucleus; P granule. The record is from RefSeq and is a predicted model, not a curated record. Gene Ontology annotation, biological process: spermatogenesis; male meiotic nuclear division; negative regulation of DNA-templated transcription.
ACUCGGACGCGGACGAUUUCCGGAAAAAAAUACUGUUUAGCUUGGAUAAAAGAUUAUUUUCUGGUAGUAAAAAUGCCGAAAAAGCCACCGCAAAACGCAUACUACUUUUUCAUGCAAGAUUUUAGAGAAGAGCAGAGGAAGAAAGGCGUCAACUAUGGAAACCUACAAGAAGUCGCAAAAGCUGCGGACCCGUUUUGGAGGGAAGCACCUCCCCCCGUCCGAGCCAAGUUCGAAGCCAUGGCGAAGCAGGCCAAACAGAAGAACAACGUUCCGGAGAAGAAGUACACAUCCACCGGCAUUUCCUUGGCUGAGAUAGACCAGAUUCAGAUGGAGGCGCAGAAGGCGGAAGAAGAUGAAGUUAGUGACAUCAAGAGUUUCGUCAAGCUGAACUCUUUCAGCUCUAAUGAUGCUCUGAUCCAUGCUGACAUUUACCUGAUGGAUGUCAACUUCUACUGUCAGGCCGGGACCGAAUUUAUCAUCGGAGAGUGCACUAUCCUCCGAUUCAACUUAUUUGAUGGCAUUAAGGACAAUUACCAUGAAAUCAUUAAUCCAGAUCGCAUUCCUCCCGGCUACAUCAGUGACAUCAAAAUCGGCUGUGAAGACUAUGGACUAGAUAUGCCCGACAGUUCAGUCCGGCCCUCAAACUACCUUCAAAUCCUAGCGCACACUAUAGACUACCUGAAAGAACAGCAUCGAGGUAGUCAGAGGAAGAAUACCUUACCGCCUGUGUACACUAUGCCGGAUAAGGUGGCGCCGGUGACCAAUUUUAUACAGCAAAUGUGCAGCCGAGCUUCCGAAGACGACCGUCUCUUCCGCGUGUACAAGCUCGACACCCUCUUCUUCCACAUGAUAAACGCUCUCAAGUCCCAUCAGGACGAAGGCUUCCCCAAGCAGUCUCUGGCCCUCACGCAGCUGAAGAAAGACCAGUUCAAGUACAACCCCGGACUAGGGUGCGAGUCUCACGAGGAAAAGGACAAGUCCGUGGAAUGCACGCUGUCCCGCACGCAGCGCUGGGCGUACACCAUCCUGGACAGCAUCUGCCCCGUGGCCGGCAUCGAAGCCCUGCCCGGCUGCCACGUGCCGCGAGAGUUCCACGUCGAUAGCAUCCUCAACUUUAAGGAACAGAGGAAGGACCGCGUUGGGCCGUCAGUAGCUGGAAGCAGCGCGGCGAUGAUAUCAUUCAACAGUUCCUUGAGCGAAUCAUUCGGCGAGGCCACUCUAGUCAACAAAUCUGAUAGCAGCAUCCGCUCGAAGACGCAGCCGCCAAUGCGCAUGCCCAAGACUGAUUACUCGCAGGCGCUCCGGCCUGCCCCCGAGCUGACGGAGAGCGACCUCCUCACCGCCAGCUUCGCGCAGGCCACCAUCGCCGGCAGAGGACGCGGCCGUGGUCUUCCUACUAACAAGAAGUAAUUUCACUAAAAUUACUAUACUACAAAGUUAAUAGAACGAGACGGAUGUUAUGUUUUGUCUUUAUCACGUGAUAGGUGACAAUAUUACGUCCGUCGAUCUAUAUUACUUUAUCGCAGUCUAUACUCUGUAUCUUUAUUAGGUACUUAAAUAAAAGUAAACAAAUAAAUUAUACAUUUUCGGGUAAUUAUAACAUUUAUUGAUUAACCAAACAAAUACAAAACCACCUGGAUCUGUCACUGAACGACCUGACUUUAACCUACAUUAUUUGAUCGUGUAAUGUUUUCGUCUACCCACAACUGGCUUAGGAGCCAUUUGAGGGUAGAUUUUGUUUACUUUUAUUUAAAUACCGAAUGAUACAAACUAUAGUAUAAAGACUUGGACUUGAAGGGUAUAAUCAGUACUAUCAGUAGGUUAAGAACAUGUCAGAAUUUAAAUGUCUUAUAAUGAAUCUCUUGGUGUUAUAGAAUAAGUGACAAAGUGUAUUAAAUUUCCCUUAAGACCCAGAGUUUAUGUUAUUUUGAUUUUUUUGACUAAUGCCCGUAGUAAUUAUGGGUACCUAUUAUUAAUUACUUCAAUGUACUUUGAGCCAUAUGCGAUUGGACAAAACAAUUAUUUUGUGUAUUUCGAUUUCAAAACAAAAUAAUCAAUCUCAUUUCCUACACUAUUGAUUUCAAAUUAAACUGUCUAUUUUUUGUAUGAUAGGCCUUAGGAGGUUAAGGAUCAAUAUUGUCUUGGAAAUGGGACGUAUUUAAAAAAAAACAUUAUUUAGGUUUUCUAUAAGAAAGGACGCGGAGCACGAGGAAUUCCAUACAUUCACCCGCCUGUUCCUAUCUCUAUCGCACGCGCAUAAUUAUAUCCAUGUCCCGCUCGCACAGUGUCAUUGACCUCCGGCAUCACGAGUGGGACACCAAUACACGCACGUGCGAUGGAGAUAGAGACGCGGACGGUGGGGUCAAUGUACUUCAUUCCUCGUGCUUGCGUAUCCUUUCUUUAGUACAAAAUGUACUACCAACGAGUAUUGUCCUGUCUUCUUAUUUAAAUUUGACGUGAAUUAAAUUACCAAAUAACUAUAGUUAGUAUAGUUAAGCCUUUUAUCAACAAAAAUGUUCACUUAUACACGGUGGCUAAAAAAUAACUGCAUUCCCGUUGCCAGGGAAGUUUUGGGAUUAUACUAAGCAACUUUUACUAUGGGACCAACCACAAAAUCGCGAAAAAAAUGUACCUA